Molecule: messenger RNA, 6021 nt
Organism: Diachasma alloeum
Lineage: Eukaryota; Metazoa; Arthropoda; Insecta; Hymenoptera; Braconidae
Gene: Root
Product: rootletin
Exons: 5
Coding region: 1-6021 (2006 amino acids)
Source: RefSeq, a predicted model, not a curated record
AUGGAGUCGAUAAUUAAGGGUCAGAGUAAGGGUCAUAAGGGUCACAAGGUCCAGAAUCAGGGUGAUGAGAGUCAGAAUAAGGGUCACGUGGGUCAUAAUAAGAGUCACAAUGGUCAGACAUUGCCGAAAGGUCCACCACAUUUGGCAAUACGGGGACAGAUGGAGAGACGGCGGCCACCGUUUCUCAGAGGCACUGCGAAAACCACCGAGAAAAUUCAAAAAGAACGCGCGAGCAGGCUGGAGACGAGUGGUCCGACGCCCCUGGAGAGCCUGGGGAGCGACGAGGACUAUUCCCCAGACGCCCUGGCCCGCCAGAACCACGAGUUACGCAGUCGCCUCGAGGAGGAGUCCAACAACUACAAACGUCGUUUGAGCACCUACCGCCAGGCCCAGCAGCACCAGGCGGCCCUGGUGUCGCGCCUGCAAGCCAAAGUCCUCCAGUACAAGCAGCGCUGCUCGGAGCUCGAGAGCCAAAUGGUCGAGUCCCUCCCGAUGCUGGAGACCACUCGUGUCCCCACACUCACCUCCUCCAGCACAUCAGCCCUGGAGGCAGCCCACCAAACCCUCCGGGACAUCCGAGAGGAGCAGAUCCAGGACCUGGACACAGCCCUGCGAAAGCUGUCAGAGGAGCGCAGAAGAUCCGAAAAGCUGAUCGAGCUCAACGCAGCGCUGAAGCACCAGCUGGAGGAGUCAGUUCGAACGAACGAGGCCCUGACCAACGACCUCCAGAAGCUGGGGAACGACUGGGAGGUGCUCCGAGAAGAGAUGAACAUCAAAGAGGACGAGUGGAAAGAAGAGGAACUAGCCUUCAACGAGUACUACACCUCUGAGCACCAUCGCCUGCUGAACCUCUGGCGUGACGUGGUCGCCCUGAAGCGCAUCUUCUCGGACAUGAAGUCCUCCACCGAGCGAGACCUCACGAAAUUUCAGCACAAUCUGACAGCAGCGACUAACGACAUGACCUCUGCCUGCAGCGGAGUCAAGCUAGCCCUCCAGGUCCAAGCGUCUGCUGUCCAGCCGAGCCUCAGCCAGCAGUUCCAGCAGUGUCAGGAGUCCUCAGACCUCAAAUCCGAGGUGACGAGCCUCAGGAAUCAGCACGAGGCCGCCCUGAACGACGUCAGGAUGAAGGACGAGAGGAUAAACCAGCUGAUUCGAGAGAUUCACAAUCUCGAGGAGAGGUGUGGCGAGGCUGAGGCGAAUAUCGGUCAGGCCAGCAGAAUCCAGGAGGACAUGGAGAUCCUGGAGGCUGCACUCAGGGACAUUGCUCACGCCGUCAUCCAGGAUGCUGAGAGCAGGGAGUCUGAGAACACUCAGGGCCAGCACGUCCACCUGUCCCAGAGUGCGCCGAUACCCCAGAAGUCCCCCAAGAGGUCCAGGAGCAACACCAUCCCAGCUUUUGCUGAGAGCACGAUCAGCGCGGUGCAGGCCUCUCUGCACAAGUAUCAGCUGACGAUUCACGAGCUGCAGGUGAAGCUCCAGACCAGCCGAGAGCAACUGGCCCUGACGAAGAAGCAGUGCGACUCUGCUGAGGAGAACGUCCAGAUUCUCGAGGAACGGAGCACCGAGCUGAUUGUCCAGCUGGACAACUGCAGGGUCCAGUGUGCUCAGCUCGUUCAGGAACGAGACAUGCUGCAGAAGAGCCUCGAUCAGGCGCGAGGGGACAAGAAUGCCCUGGAGAAGGGCAAAAUCGAAAUGAGUCAUACGAUCGAGGAGCUGAAUAACGACUAUGAGAAGCUCCAGAAGAUUAACAGCAAACUCCAGAAGUGCUGUGACAGCCUGGAGGACGAUAAGCUGUACCUCCAGAGUGAACUGGACAGGAUGAACAAGGACAGUGAACUUCGAGAGAUGAGUUUCAGGGCUGAGGAGGAGCGCUGCAGCAGGAUGAGGGAGGAGCUGCUGACUGUCAGGGAGGAGCUCAACAGGACGUAUCUGUCUCGAGACAUGCUGGAGCAGCAGAAGUUGGAAGGGGAGAAUCUCCUCUCAGUUAUUGAGAAGAACAAGGGGGAUGUGGAGCUGGAGCUGGAGAAGAUCCUCCUGGAGAAGUCAGAUCUGCAGGACGAGCUGAUGAAGAUGGAAGCCAUCUGUGGGAAUCACGAGAAGGACAAACAGAGACUUGCUGACGACGUCAAACGGCUGGAGGAGGACAGGGCGAAAUUGAUGAACCAGUGCAGCGAUCAGUCUGGAGACUUGGGAUCCCUCAGGAAGGAGCUUCUGCAGGCCGAGCAGGCUCGCUUAGACCUGGAGUCCGACAAGGUGACCCUGAACGAGAAGAUCAAGUUCCUGGAGAUUGAGAAGGAAAAAGUGGAGAUUGAACUGGGCCAGGUGACGAGGGAAAGGGGGGACUUGUCGAACCAGUUAUCAGUCCUAGCACGAAAGAAGGAGUCGUUGAACGAGGAGCUGAUGAGGAUCAGGCAGAGGCUCGAGCAGGCGAACGAGAUGAACGCGAGAUUGAACAGAAAUCUGGAGGAACUGGUGAAGGAUAACGAGGAGAAGCAGGUGCUGCUGGAGACAAACGAGAAAGAAUUCCAGAGGAUGCAGGAGUUGCUGGCGUCGAUGAGAACUGAGAAGGAGACCCUGGAGGGAGUUCUCUUCGAUACCCAGACGAAUUUGGAGUCGACUCAUGCGAAGAAGGUGCAGCUGGAGAAGGACCAGCAGGAGCUGCUGGUGAAGCAGGAGAGCCUGAAGGGCCAAAUCACGAGGCUGACGAAGGACCUGGAGAACAGUGAGAAGAGGUCCCAGGAGAUCAAGCACAAUCUGACGCAGCAGAGGGGCAACCAGGAGGCGGAGUUCCAGGGGAUCAUCGCUAACCUGAAGAAGAACAGCGAGGACACUUACAAAAAGCUGAACGAGGAGAAGGAGCAAGUGCGAUUGUCACUGGAGAAGCGCCUGCAGCAGACGAUAACUUCCCUGGAGUCCCAAAAGGAGGAAGAGGUCAACCAACUGCAGAUCAGAAUCGAGGAGCUGCAGCAGCACAUCGACAAUCUGUGCCAGCAGCACGAGGAGGCGCUCCUCCGCGCCGAGAACGACAAGCAGCAGUCCCUCCUGAUCGCCCACCACGACCAGCAGGCCUUGAUGGAAAAGCUGGAAAAUCUCUACCGAGAGCUGGAGGAGGAGCGCAGCACGCUGGAGCGCCUGCGGAGGGAAGCCAACUCUCGCGCUGAACAGGACCGCAACAACAUAAAUCAACUUCGCGACGAGCUCAACCGAAUGCGAACGAAGCUGGAGGAGACGAAAUUGCAGGACGACGAGGAGAAGAUGCGACUGGAAUUGAAGAUCGAGGACAUCUGGAAGGAGCGAGAGACCGUGCAGAAGGAGUGCGAGGAGCUGCGCGUGCAGCUGCACGUCGCCGAGGACAAGGUGGAGAGCCUCCAGAGUCACCUCCAGGAGACAGUGCGCAAGCUGAAGGACGCCGACAACACGAUCGAAGCCCUUCGAAAGGAGCUCGUGGACGUGAGGCGACAGCUCACCGACUCCAACUACGCGAUCGAAAAAUACGCUAACACGAACAAGGACCUGAGAGACCACGUGAAGCGGAUUGAGGGGGAGAAGCGAGAGCAGGCGAGGAGUCUGGAGGAGUCCUACCAGAAGAUGGCGUCGAUGGAGGACGCGAAGACGAACCUCGAGGCGGAGAAGAACCGCGUGCAGUCCCAGCUGCGCGACAUGGAGCACGAGUUGAUUCAGCUCCAGCAGCAGCUCCGUUUCACCCAGGACGAGCUGCAGAAGAGCCACUCGGCGAACUCCCAGGCGCAGACGGAGGAGCGGGAGCUGCAGGCGAGACUGGCGAACGAGACUGAAGAGCGCGAGCGGCUGCAGCUGCAGCUGCACCAGCUGAAGAAGCAGGUUGUGGACCUGGACAACAGCCUGGAGAUGACGAGGACGGAGCUGGGGAGGCUGAGGUCGCGAGCCGACGAGGAGGACGAGAGAUGGAGGGGACGGGAGCAGGAGUUGCUGAUGAGGCUCGAGGACAGCCGCUGCAGGGAGCGAAAGCUGGAGGACCAGAAGCACAACCUGGAGGUCUGCUUGGCGGACGCCUCCCAGCAGCUGCAGGAGCUGAAAGCCCGCCUGGGGGGGUCUGAGGGGAGGGUCCGGGCGCUGGACGGUCACCUGAGCCAGCUGGAGGCUGCGAAGAAGGAGGUGGAGCAGAAGCUGAGCAGUGUGGGCUCAACACUGAGGAGAAUCGCUGGGAUCCAGCUGGACGGCACCGUCAACAUGCCCUUCAAACUGAUGAGCCCUUCGCGAAGAUGGAGCCCGGUGCGCUCCCACCAGGACCACGAGGGCAAGUGCGACGUGAUCCUGGACGUGGACCCCGAGGCGGUGAGGAAGGGGGUGCGAUCGCUGAUGCAGCAGGUGGCGCAGAUCGAGCGUGAGCGCGACGACUGCAGGAUCGAGCUGAGCAGCGUGAAGAAGCAGGUGGCGGAGGCCGCCGAUCACCAGAGCAAAAGCGACUCCAAGCUCAGCAGCUUAACUGCAUCAUUGCGAGCCCUUCAGGACGAGAAGGCAGCGCUGGAGGCUAAACUGUCGCAGAGGCAGGCGGCGUAUCAGGCGCAGCACGAGGCCCUGCACUGCAAGAGUCACGAGGUGGAGGGCCUGCGGGAGAAGGUGACGUCCCUCGAGCUCGCGGUGAGCAGCGAGUCCGACGAGAAGCUGCAGUACGAGGAGAAGCUGGAGAAGAUGAAGCAGGCGGUGAACAGGCUGGAGAACGAGAAGCGAGGGCUGCAGGAGGACUUGGGGCGGUCGGAGGCGAGAGCGACGAAGCUGGAGCUCCAGCGGAUGUCCCUGGAGGGCGACCUCCAGCGGCUGCAGAUGGUCCUCCAGGAGAAGGACGGAAAUCUCCAGAAGCUGCAGGACCGCCUCGACGUGCAGCUGCGGACGUCCACGGGGUUGGAGGAGCGCUGCGCCUCGCUGAAAUCCACGAUUGAACAGGUGAACCUGGCGCUGGAGAGGGCGGCUGCGGCGGAGGCGGAACUGAAGAGCGAGAUUGGAGUGCUGAGGCGCUCCAGCAUGGAGCACAAUGCGAUUAACCACGGGAAUAAUGAGAGGCUGAAGCAGCUGCAGAAGCAGCUGGCGACUGCUGAGAAUGAGCGGAGGGUCCUCUCGGAGCGACUGGACGGUGCGCAGCAGACGGUGAUGGAGCUGAAGCAUGGUAAUCAGUCCCUGAUGGAGCAGAACGCAAGAUUGCAGAGUGAUCUGGCGAAUAAUGAGGUCCAGCGCGCGGGGCUGGAGUCCCAGCUGCGGCUGGCGAGCUGGCCGCAGGAGGGGGGGUCGAAUAAGGACGAGGAAGUGGUGAGGCAGCUGCAGAUAGCCCAGAGGGACAGAAGCGAAAUGCGGGGGAAGGUCGAUGCACUGAACGACAAGGUUCGGCUUCUGGAGGCGGACAAGAGGAAUCUCGAGAGGCAGCUGCAGUCGGUGAAGGCGAGUGGUGGUCGCAGCAAGAGCUACGAGCGCCCGGAGAAGGCGCACAUGGAGCUGGCGGGCUCCAGCAUCAGCAUGGAGAUCCUCGAGCAGGAAAAUCGAGAGCUCAGGAUGAAGAUCAGGCGGCUGGAGGCGCAACUGGCGGAGAAGGAGGCUGAAGUCAUGAAGUGCAAGACUCUGCACUCGCACUCGCACUCGCACUCGGCGUUGGACUCCGGGAGGGACCGGAUGGCGGAGGUCGAGAGGCUGAGGGCUGCACAGCUGCAGGCGGAGAAGCUCCUGGAGGCCAGGGAGCAGAGCCAUCGACAGCAGGUCUCCAGGCUGGAGAGCCAGAUUCAACUGCUGAGGGAACAGCUGAAUCAGGAGAUCAAGCGGCGGCAGCUUUAUGUGCUGAGGAGCUCCAGGGCGGGGAGGGAGAUGCAGCACUUGAGGCAGGCCCUUGGGGAUUCUCUGAGGACUGUGGCGCAGGAUCCCUCGUUGGAUGCCAUUCUGCUUGAGCAUGAGGCCAGGAAGCUGGAUACCACUGUCACGAGCACCACUAGUCUACCUCCAUCUCUGGCACUGCCGCCACCUCCCUCUUCUUAUGAGCGCAGGUCUCCUCUUCCUUGA